Molecule: messenger RNA, 3260 nt
Organism: Brassica oleracea var. oleracea
Lineage: Eukaryota; Viridiplantae; Streptophyta; Magnoliopsida; Brassicales; Brassicaceae
Product: probable leucine-rich repeat receptor-like serine/threonine-protein kinase At3g14840
Exons: 23
Coding region: 140-3169 (1009 amino acids)
Biological process (GO): protein phosphorylation
Molecular function (GO): ATP binding; protein kinase activity; protein binding
Source: RefSeq, a predicted model, not a curated record
AGUCUUCUCAAUUCGUCGUCACUCGUCACAUAUAUAAACUGAUAAACCUUUCUUAUACUACUCCACUCUCAUCGCCUUUUCUCUUCUCCCACAAAAACAAAUUAAUAAACAGUGAAAGAAGAAGAAGAAGAAGAAGAAAAUGUCGUUAACUCGACUUAUCUUUAUGUACGUACUCGUCUCCCUCAUCCUCUUCGGCUUCGCUUCUUCUCAAAAGUUAGCCAGAGAUGAAGUGGACGUUUUAAGAGCCGCGGCGAAGGUGUUACAGCAAAAGAUGUGGAAUUUCAGUGUGGAUCCAUGCGACGUCGCUUCCGUAGGAGGGUGGAGAAAUCCUAACGCUGGCAAGGGUUUCGAAGACGCAGUUACUUGUAACUGCUCCUCCACACUUUGUCACGUCACCAGCGUAGUUCUCAAGGCACAAAACCUUAACGGAUCUCUUCCUAAAGAGUUUGCAGGACUUCCUUUUCUGCAGGAGAUUGAACUGUCUAGAAACUUUCUCAACGGUUCCAUUCCUCCGGAAUGGGGAGCUUUGCCACUUGUGAACAUUUCAGUACUUGGAAACCGGAUAAGUGGUUCAAUCCCAAAAGAGAUUGGAAACAUUACAACCCUUAUUAGCCUUAUCUUGGAACUUAACCAGAUUUCAGGGAAAUUACCUCAAGAACUCGGGAAUCUACCAAACAUUCAAAGAAUCUUUCUUAGCUCGAACUAUUUGAGUGGAGACAUCCCAAGUACAUUCUCCAGACUUACAACACUGAUUGAUUUACGUAUAAGUGACAACCAAUUCACCGGUACUAUACCAGAUUUCAUCCAGAACUGGACAAACCUUGAAAAAUUAGUUAUUCAAGCAAGUGGUUUAGUCGGACCGAUUCCUAAUACCAUUAGUACUCUCAAAAAGUUAACAAACUUGAGAAUCAGUGAAUUGAGCGGACCAGGAUCUCCAUUUCCGCCACUACAAAACAUGACAACGAUAAAGACAUUGAUUCUUAGGAACUGCAAUCUUACAGGAGAGUUACCUGCGUAUCUUGGACCGAUCACAUCUUUAAGACUCUUAGAUCUUAGUUUUAACAAACUAAGUGGACCAAUUCCGGUAACAUAUAGCGCUCUUUCACGAGUUAACAUAUAUUUUACAAGUAACAUGUUAAAUGGGGAAGUUCCAAGUUGGAUGGUAGACAAAGGAGCCAAGAUUGAUCUAAUUUAUAAUAACUUUACCAAUGAUCCAAGAACUGCAGAAUGUCAGAAGAAUGAUGUGAAUAUGUUUUCAAGCACAAAUCCUUUGGUGGCAAAUAACUACUCAGACGUUUCUUGUCUGAGUAGCUAUACAUGUCCCAAAACUUUCUAUGGCCUUCAUAUAAACUGUGGUGGUACUGAACUUACAAUCAAUGGGACUAAGUAUGAUGCUGAUACAUCGGAUAGAGCAAUCUUCUACGACAGUAGAAACGGUUGGGUUUCUAGCAACACCGGGAGAUUCUUGGAUGAUGAGCGGUCUCCCAAAGGAGUAACCUUAUUGGAAAAUACGUCAGAGCUUAAGAUAGCAGAUCCUAGUCUUUAUACACAUGCCCGUCUCUCUGCCCUUUCCCUCACUUACUACGCUUUUUGUCUUGGACAAGGAAACUAUACUGUUAAUCUUCACUUCUCUGAAAUUAUGUUCAGUGGCUACCAAACAUAUAGCAGUUUGGGGAGACGGUUCUUUGACAUAUACGUUCAGGGAAAACUUGUGGCUAAGGGUUUCAAUAUAGUAGAUAAGGCAAACGGUGCUGGAAGAGCUGUGGUUAAGAGUUUCCCAGUCAGGAUUACAGAUGGGAAACUUGAAAUAAGAUUGUUUUGGGCUGGUAAAGGCACUCAAGCUACUCCUGUAAGAGGUGUAUAUGGUGCUCUCAUAUCAGCUGUAUCUGUAGAUCCAAAAUUCAUUCCACCCAAGGAAGCUGGCACUGGAAGUGGUGGUGGAAGCUCUAUUGGCAUAUUGAUUGGUGCGGUAGUUGCGUUAACGGUGUUUCUUGUGUUUUUAAUCGGCUGUAUCUUAUGGUGGAGAGGUUGCUUAAGACCCAAGAGUCAAAUGGAAAAAGAUUUCAAGAACUUGGAUUUUCAGAUAAGUUCCUUUUCGUUAAGGCAAAUCAAAGUUGCCACAGACAACUUUGAUCGCGCAAACAAGAUUGGAGAAGGUGGCUUCGGUCCUGUACACAAGGGAACGUUGAAUGAUGGAACAGUAAUAGCGGUGAAGCAACUAUCAUCAAAAUCAAAACAAGGGAACCGAGAGUUCUUGAACGAGAUUGGUAUGAUUUCUGCUCUACAACAUCCACAUUUGGUUAAACUGUAUGGAUGUUGCGUGGAGGGUGACCACCUCUUGCUAGUCUACGAGUACUUAGAGAACAACAGUCUCGCUAGAGCACUUUUCGGUCCUCAAGAGACUCAAAUACGACUAGAUUGGCCAAAUAGGCAGAAGAUUUGCGUUGGAAUAGCUAGAGGUCUAGCUUAUCUUCAUGAGGAAUCAAGACUCAAGAUUGUACACAGAGACAUCAAAGCGACUAAUGUCUUGCUGGAUAAGGAACUCAACGCAAAGAUUUCGGAUUUUGGUCUUGCUAAGCUUGAUGAAGAAGAAAACACACACAUUAGUACACGAAUCGCUGGAACAUACGGAUACAUGGCUCCAGAAUAUGCCAUGAGAGGUCAUUUGACAGAUAAAGCAGAUGUCUACAGCUUCGGCGUCGUUGCUUUAGAAAUCGUUCACGGAAGAAGCAACACCAUCACACGUUCCACAGUUGAUACCUUCAACCUUCUUGACUGGGUACACGUUUUAAGGGAGCAAAACAAACUGAUAGAAGUAGUAGACCCGAGGCUUGGAACAGAUUACAACAGAGAAGAAGCAAUGACCAUGAUCCAGAUCGGGAUCCUCUGCACCAGUCAAGUUCCGUCGGAAAGGCCGUCGAUGUCAACAGUGGUGAGCAUGCUCGAAGGAGGUUCCACGGUGGAUGUUGAGAAGCUUCUUGAGGCUUCGUUAAGCAGAGGAAGCGAGAAAGACGAAGAGAGCAUGAGAGCGAUGAAGAAGCAUUACACGAUGUCGGAUCAGACUUUUAGCACCGACGGACCUUUCACAUCUUCUUCUACGUCUACGGCCAACGCUAGCGAUCUUUACCCUCUUAAGCUUGAUGCUGCUUACUGGAACUCUAGAGUUUAGUUAUGAAUUAUGUUUUUGCAAAACAAAAUAUAAUGCGUCCUGGUUAUACGUAUCCCAUAUAUAUUACUACCGGACCGGAGCAUUACGAAAU